Messenger RNA from Setaria italica (foxtail millet), 931 nucleotides. RefSeq lists its product as uncharacterized. The record is from RefSeq and is a predicted model, not a curated record. NCBI's taxonomy places the organism in Eukaryota, Viridiplantae, Streptophyta, Magnoliopsida, Poales, Poaceae. The transcript has a single exon. The coding region runs from base 30 to 668 and encodes 212 amino acids.
CAGAUCAUGAAUAUGACAAUGGGGACACUAUGCAAUUGAAAGAUGCUGCUUCAGCUGCUCGAGCAGCUGCAGAGUCUGCUGAGAGAGCAGCAUCUGCUGCCAAUGCUCCAGCUGAUUUUGCCAAUAAGAACAACCACCCAUUUGAUGAAGUCGAAGAUUGCAAAGAUUCAGCUCAUGAAUACACUCAUCCCCGCAAGAGGCAGUCAAUGAGCAACUCAAGCAGACCAUCCAGGAAAGAACACACAGAUGCCUUUGAUGAACUAAAACCCCACGGAGGGAAAGCAUCCAGCACAGGAAGCUUCAGCGGAACGAACCACGUGGAAGACACAGUUAACUAUCCUGCGGAUUUGGACACUAGGAAGACACGCAGAAGGAACAGCCGUGCUGCUCGGAAGGUGCACUCAGAGAUUAAGUUUGAUGAUUCUGAGGGACUGUAUUCAGAGUCAGAGGAUGAAAAUGAUGUGGAGAUACAGUCGGUAGAAAGACCACUACCUCCUACGAGAGAGCCUUUUUCAGAAAACCGUCACUCUGAAGAGGAAGGGCCAGAUAAUGAUUUCCCUGAGCUGCCAAAGGCAAACCAUCAAUCUCGUGUUCAUCCAAAUAUGCCUCUCGACUACGAAACUCUCACUGCACGCUUUGAGGCGCUCAAGAUCGGCAAGCUUCCGUAGUGCAACACGAAGAGCAGGCUCACUAUGUUACAUUCUCUCUUAAUGCUUCUGUACAACAACAUAUCACAUAUUAGUAGGUUAUAGUGCGUCUCCUAGAGUAUUUGAUUUUGGCUUAGGUCAAGGAUUUGCCGAAUCAAACUAUUGCAGCAUUUGUAUUGUUCUGGUAAAUGUAGACCAUUUGAAAUGACAAAUCCAACUGUUUCUGCGAUCUGCGCAGGGCAAGUCCUUGUAAAAUGACCAAAUACAUGACAUGGUGCAAACAA